CGCACAUAUUUCAGUGUUUUGAAAGUGUUGUGUACUUUAGAAAAAGCGAAAGCUUUCAUGGCUAAAAAUGAGCGAAUAUGUGCAUGACAGAGAACAGUGGUUUAAUACUAGUACCUUUAACGAAAUUGGAACAAACUAUUUAAAUACCACAUCUUAUCUAAAUAUUCGUAAUCAUAUUUUGCAUUCCAAAGCAACGAAGGAAAUAUUUACUAACGGAACGUAGUGCUGCCACGUUAAACAAUGAAGUUUUCAUGCAUUCAGCUCUGUUUAGUAAUUGUUUCAUGCGAAGUCCUCAGCCUCGAAAACAAACGUCUUCUACUUCAUGAUCCAGUAUCCAUUGCAGAAGCUAUACAUCAACUUCGAACUGAGAUUGGGGAGUUAAAUGCCACACAUUAUAAGGAUGUUGAGCAGUUGAAGAAUGAACAUGCAAAAGAAGUAGCAGAUCUUCGAGCUGGACUAAAUGCUGAAAAACUUCAAAGAUGUCGAACAGGGUCAGUUGAUUUCAAUAAUGAGAAAUGCGCAACUCAUUGUUCGGAGAGUCAGAUUAUUCAUUUUUCUCCUUCAUUUACAAAGGUUCCCGUGAUCACAUUUGCCUUUUCUACGAUUGACGUAAACAAAGAUCAUAACACUCGGAUAAAUUCGAGCGUUUCUUCUCUGACAACAUCUUCUGCGAAAUUAACAGUAGGAACAUGGCAUGUUUCUGAAGUUUACCGAGCAACACUAAAUUGGAUUGCAUGUCCAAAUAUGUGAGAUCUAUAUAAA
Molecule: messenger RNA, 762 nt
Organism: Ruditapes philippinarum (Manila clam)
Lineage: Eukaryota; Metazoa; Mollusca; Bivalvia; Venerida; Veneridae
Exons: 3
Coding region: 241-750 (169 amino acids)
Biological process (GO): cell adhesion
Molecular function (GO): carbohydrate binding
Source: RefSeq, a predicted model, not a curated record